Messenger RNA from Aspergillus ochraceoroseus IBT 24754, 948 nucleotides. RefSeq names its product enoyl-CoA hydratase/isomerase family protein. Gene Ontology annotation, biological process: fatty acid beta-oxidation. Gene Ontology annotation, cellular component: peroxisome. The record is from RefSeq and is a predicted model, not a curated record. The transcript is spliced from 2 exons. Gene Ontology annotation, molecular function: delta(3)-delta(2)-enoyl-CoA isomerase activity; enoyl-CoA hydratase activity. Lineage: Eukaryota; Fungi; Ascomycota; Eurotiomycetes; Eurotiales; Aspergillaceae. Bases 14 to 859 code for a protein of 281 amino acids.
UCCAACCAGCAAAAUGGCUGCUCCUCAUCCUCUCUUCACCAUUCCCAUUCCCUCCACAGGCGGAUCCAUCGUCUGCACCAAUCCUUCCUCCUCCACAGCGGAUGCCAAAACCAUCUAUAUCCUCACCUUCAAUUCCCCCAAGGACAACCGUCUCACGCCCACCUUCAUCGACGCCCUGCUUCUCGCCCUGGACAUAAUCGAGCAGCGGUACCCCAGGGGCGUCGUCAUAACCACCAGCGGCAUACCCAAAUUCUACAGUAACGGACUGGAUCUCCAGCUUGCCCAGAAAACCGAUGGAUUUCUCGACAAGUGGCUGUGGAAGUUGUUCCGGCGGUUCUUAACAUUCCCCAUGCCGACAAUCAGCCUCAUAAACGGCCACGCCUUCGCCGCGGGCAUCAUGCUCGCCAUGUACCACGACUACCGCAUCCAGAACCCCUCGCGCGGCUUCGUCUGCGUCAACGAGCUAGACUUCGGCGUCCCGCUGCAGUCGCCCAUGACGUGCAUCUUCCGCGAGAAGCUCAGCGCCGCUACCUUCCGCGACGUCGUGCUCGGCGCGAAACGGUUCGGGGGUCCCGAAGCGCUGGGCGCGGGGAUCGUCGACGCUCUCGGCGGGAUGGACGAAACCCUGGGGUUUCUUCGGGCGCGCGAGCUGCAGCAGAAGGCCGCCACGGGCAUCUACGGCAUCAUGAAGGAGGAGAUGUACAAGCAUUCCCUGGCGAUUCUGGACGACCAUGCGGGGAAUUUACGGUGGAGGGGUAUGCUGGAGGAGCAGAAGGCUGGGUUGGAUGCAGCUUCUGUGAGGGCUGUAGAGGAGUGGGAGGAGAAGGAGAAGGAGAAGAAGGGAAAGGCGAAGCUUUGAUUCUUAUACUCUAUCUUUUUUUUUUCUUUUUUGAGUACUUUAUAUAUAUAUAUUAUAUUAUAUUAUAUAAUAAUAUACAUUAGCAUGGA